This is a messenger RNA of Peromyscus leucopus (white-footed mouse), 1062 nucleotides long. Its product is annotated as ubiquitin-conjugating enzyme E2 R2-like. Gene Ontology annotation, molecular function: ubiquitin conjugating enzyme activity. The transcript has a single exon. The record is from RefSeq and is a predicted model, not a curated record. Gene Ontology annotation, biological process: ubiquitin-dependent protein catabolic process; protein polyubiquitination. Lineage: Eukaryota; Metazoa; Chordata; Mammalia; Rodentia; Cricetidae.
AUGGCCCAGCAGUAGAUGACCAGCACGCAAAAAGCCUUGAUGCUUGAGCUGAAAUCCCUGCAGGAGGAACCGGUGGAGGACUUCCGGAUCACCCUGGUGGAUGAGUCCGACCUCUACAACUGGGAGGUGGCCAACUUCGGACCCCCUAACACCCUCUACGAAGGCGGCUACUUCAAGGCACAUAUUAAAUUUCCUAUUGACUACCCAUAUUCACCACCUACCUUCAGAUUCUUGACCAAAAUGUGGCACCCCAACAUUUAUGAGAAUGGAGAUGUAUGCAUUUCAAUUCUUCAUCCGCCUGUAGAUGACCCACAGAGUGGAGAACUGCCCUCUGAAAGGUGGAAUCCUACUCAGAAUGUGAGGACUAUCCUGUUAAGUAUAAUCUCACUGCUUAAUGAGCCCAACACCUUUUCUCCAGCCAACAUGGACGCCUCAGUUAUGUUCAGGAAAUGGAGAGACAGUAAAGGAAAAGACAAGGAGUACGCCGAGAUCAUUAGGAAACAGGUCUCGGCCACUAAGGCUGAAGCAGAAAAGGAUGGAGUGAAGGUCCCCACAACCCUGGCAGAGUACUGCAUCAAAAGUAAAGUGCCUUCCAAUGACAACAGCUCAGAUUUGCUCUAUGACGACUUGUAUGACGACGACAUCGAUGAUGAAGACGAGGAGGAAGAAGAUGCCGACUGUUAUGAUGAUGAUGAUUCUGGGAAUGAGGAGUCGUGACAUGUUCCUUCAGUGCCCCUGUACUGCCCUGACGUCUCAGGCCAAAGGGAGGGGAGCAAGUGGGGAUCUAUGGUGGCCCUUCAGCAAAAACUUACUCAUGGGGUGGGGAAACACACAGCUCCUGCUGACUCCCCUGCAGAUCUCAGUUUGCUCCUUUUUAUGGACCUUACUGGAGAGAAAGUGCCCUCCACGGAAUGUCUGAAUUCUUGCGUUCUUGACCCUCUCAUCACUGUAUUGAUUCUUUUUAAAAAACAAAAACAGCCACCACCCUUCAAACUCCCACCUCACUUCAUCUCUGCAGAAUGUUCACAGCAAAACACGUUUGUCUGUUUUUAGAUUCUCGAA